Myzus persicae (green peach aphid) is the source of this 1478-nucleotide messenger RNA. RefSeq lists its product as uncharacterized. The coding region runs from base 317 to 1264 and encodes 315 amino acids. NCBI's taxonomy places the organism in Eukaryota, Metazoa, Arthropoda, Insecta, Hemiptera, Aphididae. The transcript has 4 exons. The record is from RefSeq and is a predicted model, not a curated record.
GGGAAAGUGGACGCUAUUUAAAUACCACCAUACGAUAUAAAGUUAUUAUUUAUUGUUAUUAAAUACAAUUGCGUUGAAAACAAUGAGAUUUGAUAGUAAUUUCCGUCGGCCGACGUUGCGAAAUUUGGCGACACUUCGAACAAUAUGUUCGUAAGAAAAGUUACCGAAUUGAAACGGCGGACGAUGCAUCAUGCACACGUGAUUUUUCGACUUGUCCUGCGUUCGUCGUAGUCUGUCACACUGCCGUGUCUACUGUACUACUCGCAGCAUCCUCUCAUCGUCGAGAAGAGUCCUUUAAUCCUUGCCUGUACGCAAAAUGGUCCGACCAGCCACGUUGCUCUGUGUCUGGGUCUUUGGACAUUGCGGACUUUACGGCUCGUUCGCGGGCGCCGUCGUGGCCAAAUCCACAACAAACGGUUCGUCGACCACGAAUCUCCGGAACAGUAUCGACGGCUUGGAAACCAGUCAGACCCGAGUCAACCAGGUGGACGGUUACCGGGUUACGGGUUCAGGUUCGGACAACCGUGUAUCAGGAAAAGAUUACAGUGGUGGUCCGGCUGGCGGUUAUCCGGUGGAAAACUCAUAUGGCCCACCCAAGGACUACUACUACGACGAACGACCCGAGUACUUCAGCCCUUACGAUCAGGCUAGUCACCACCUGCAGAGCAACGGGCCACCACCAGAGGUGAUUUAUCAUCAGCAUGCCAAUCCACAUCUACAGCAUCAUCAACACGGCGGUGGAGAGGUCCAUCACUCCGGAGAGUUGAACGUACAGCCUUUGUUGUGGCCUUUGGCCGGAAUCGCACUGCUCGGAGUGCUGUCGGCCCUCGUCAAAACCCCUUUGCUGUUGCAGUUGGGCCACAUAGGCCGCCGUCGCCGCCGGAGACACGCGAACGACGGCGACGGAGGAAUUGCCCCGGAAACGAUCAAAUUGCUUUUGGAAAAGUUCAACGCAGGGAAGGAACAACGUGGGGUAGAUCAACAAACGUGUUUGGUGUGCAACAUGGUGGAGAGCAUUUACCAUCAAAAGUACACUUGCGUCGAGAGGUCCAUCUGUGAAGUAAUGUCUCGGAAUGGACCAGGCGGGUCAGAAACAGACAAACGAUUGUUGACCACAACCAUCGCCCAAGUCGUUGGAAACGAUCAAAUCCCCGAAGAGUUCAAGAAACGUUUGGAAACGGCUGAGAGGAACGGCAGGAGUGGGUCAAACUGUAGACACUUGUAUCAGUGCGAAAACGGUUCACCGGCAAUGGUGCGCAAAUAAAUGAAAAACAAUAUCGUACAUAUAUAUGCUUACAUAUUAUAACACAGUAUAUUCAUUUUCGAAUUGUACAUAAUUUUUAUGAAAUACACAUUGCACAUUGAAAAAUUCGUCAACACAUCCAAUAAUUUUGACUAAUAAAAACAUAGUUAUAAUUAUUUAAAAAUAUAUAUUAUUUUUGUUGGUUUUGGUUUUCUUAUUAUUUUUUUUUAUAUAU